This is a messenger RNA of Octopus sinensis (East Asian common octopus), 850 nucleotides long. RefSeq names its product NF-kappa-B inhibitor-interacting Ras-like protein 2. Gene Ontology annotation, biological process: canonical NF-kappaB signal transduction. The record is from RefSeq and is a predicted model, not a curated record. The transcript has 7 exons. NCBI's taxonomy places the organism in Eukaryota, Metazoa, Mollusca, Cephalopoda, Octopoda, Octopodidae. Bases 224 to 835 code for a protein of 203 amino acids. Gene Ontology annotation, molecular function: GTPase activity; GTP binding.
UCGUUUACGUAACCCUGAAAUAAACAUUGAAGAGCGACCAAGAAGCUGGACUUCGUUUCUAAACAUCUUCCCUUGUGUCUCUCUCUCUCUCUCUGCGAUCCCUUUAUUUAUUCAAAGACCCUGGAACUUCGACGUCGAUCACCAUUUAAUAUGGUUCAACACGUAAUGUGAACGACCGAUACCGAUUGGGCUGCUAUUGGAUAGAUUCGGCUGUUGAUGAAGAAUGGGGAAGACCAGCAAGAUUCUCGUCUGUGGUCAGAGCAGCGUCGGCAAAACGGCUGUGAUUGAACACAUGGUGUAUGGCAACCAUGUGGUUGGAACCCCGACGAUGCCAACAAUUGAAGAUAUAUACACGGCCGUCAUCGAAACUGACCGAGGAGUCAAAGAAAAGGUCCGCAUAUUUGACACAGCUGGUUUGGAUGGAAGCAAACCAGAUCUCCCAAAACAAUAUCUCAACUUUCCUGAUGGUUUUGUGUUGGCCUAUGACGUGACGAACUGGGAGUCAUUCCAGCGGCUGGACAAACUAAAGAAGGACAUUGACAAGCAUCGAGAUAAGAAAGAGGUGUUUAUCAUUGCUAUUGGGAACAAGAAGGAGCUGCAAGACUGCCGCCAGGUUGACUACAAUACAGCACAGUUGUGGGCCAAUAAAGAGAAAGUGAAAUUGUGGGAGGUGACCGUCACCUGUCGGCCCUCACUCCAGGAGCCAUUUGUCUGGCUGACAUCUCGAAUCACACAACCUCCAAGUAUGUAUCACUCUUCUGCCUCAGUUUUCUCUUUCCUCAUCUGUCUUUAUAUAUAUAUUUAUAUAUGUAUGUAUACACAUAUAGCUUUAUAAUCAAGGAUAAGAUCU